Messenger RNA from Colletotrichum godetiae, 2266 nucleotides. RefSeq names its product Alpha/Beta hydrolase protein. NCBI's taxonomy places the organism in Eukaryota, Fungi, Ascomycota, Sordariomycetes, Glomerellales, Glomerellaceae. The record is from RefSeq and is a predicted model, not a curated record. Gene Ontology annotation, biological process: biosynthetic process. Bases 1 to 2199 code for a protein of 732 amino acids. The transcript is spliced from 13 exons.
AUGCAAUUUGGCCCAGAAGCUGAAGAACGCCGUGUCGUUAUGCUGUGCCUCGACAGUAUCCUGGACUCCAUAGUCUGGUUCUGGUCGACUGUUAUCGCAGGACUCUUGCCGGCAAUCUCAACUGCGUCGAUUCUUGAGCCUGAUCGAUCAGACUACCUAUCUCAUCUACGUAUACUGUUGAAAGAUCCGUUGUGUACGAAUGAAUCGCGGGACUUUGCUGCGAGUCUUGCAGCGAUGAGUCGAUCGAUGUCUCCGCUACCACCGUCCGGCCAUCCCUUUCGAUUUGACUCAGCAGCGGUACAGCUCAGCCAUGGGCAGAUACUAGCUUCAUCUCACGGCGACGGCCCCUGCCUCAACUGGAUCGGCAUGGACCAAGUGGCGUGCCUGACCGAGAUCCAUCUCCUCGCAAUGUAUAUGGGCCUCUCCCAAGUGCAUCUUGCAGCGGAGGAGGUACUCUCCAGCCCUAUGCAGCUACUAAACAUGGCCAGCCGCCACCGGGCUUCACGAACCUUUGCCCCUCAUUCUUUCUUGGCGAAGUAUUCCAGGGAGCUCGCGUCUGAGCAAACAUCUUCGUUAGGAGAGACAAACAUGGUAGAUGUCUGCGAGAGGCUCCAAACCCAACUCGAGAAGUACAGUGCAUGCAAACAUAUCAUCGUCCUGGACACCAGCUGCCCGACUUAUGAUCGAGAUCAAAAGCACCAACAUGCUGCCGCUGACGAGAGCAUCUCUGGACUACAGCUUCGAGUUGAGCUUCUGGAACUCUCCGGCGACGUAGUACUUGGCAGGUACGACAAUAAUCGUGAAUCUACUGUGGCUGCUUUUACAGACGAUGACUGGUUCACUACUGGCGACCUCGCUUGCGUCAACCAAGACGGUCAAGACACGAUAAUUGUCAACGUGGCGAAGUAUUCCUCGAACGAACUAGAACGCCACCUCGAACUGGAGUUGAUCGAAGGGGCGGUACCAAAUUCUUUCUGUUGCUUCUCAACUUUAGCCCAAUCAUCAGAUACUGAACAAAUCGUCGAGGAUAAUACCCGAAUCCGAACCAAGACCCGCAAUAGGAUAGCCGGUGUUGUCAGCACACAUACGUCCUCGUCUGUCAUUGUUCUACCUCUGAAAGCCAUGGGUCUCAAGCCAUCGGCACUCGUAAAGCUGCCAAGGGGUACAAUCAAAACGGCUUUCGAGAAUGGCGCAUAUAAUCCGGAACUGUGCAAAGCGAGCGAGGCCUACGUAGUUGAUCCCGACGUCACAGGAGGGAGAGCAUCCCAUCUUGAGGUGCUCGCUUGCCGCGUAGUUCAGGAGCAUUUUAAUAUUGUCCAAGAGCCACAUCGCCUGGUUGCGGUGAUUGAGGGAUUCGGGAACAAAGAUGGAGCAGGAAGCCCGGCCGUCACUUUCCGGUCUGACGGCAGGCAGACGCCACUGCGGCUCGUGCUUGUCUUCAUGAAUCUUGUGAGAUUCAUCGACGACCGGCGAGUCUAUGCUUUCCGCGCGGAGGGUCUUGAUAGCGGCCUUUCGCCUUUUGUUUCCCUAGAUGAGUUGCUGGAUUGCUUCUUCAAUAACCUCAAAACGGUCCAGCCAAAGGGACUUUACGCCAUUGCAGGGCACUCAUAUGGCUCUAUGAUUGCUUUCGAAUCGUGUAAGAGACUAGAGGCAGCAGGCAAUGUGGCUAUCUACUGCGGUCGCUGGAACCUUCCGCCGCACAUUAAGCAUCGCAUGAGGCAGCUCGGCUGGGUAGAAUAUCUUGCCAACCUGUUCCACUUCACGGGGCUCAUGGGACAGGGUCCAGCUAUGCAGCAAAUAUGUAUAUUGCGCCAAUUUUCAAAACAAGAAGCAGUAGCGCACCUCCGAGCCCUCAGCGACUCAGCUCUUCGGGUCGAGUUAGGCCUUAGCGAAGACGAGUAUGUGAGGUGGGCUUCGGCAUCUUCACGACAGUGCCUGGCUCAGGACUACGAGCCACGGGGAAGAGUCCGCAGCAUUGAUGUGUUCUUCGCAGAUCCUCUCAAGAAGGUUGCUUUGACUCGAGAGUUUGCGGAUGAUGUGCAGUUCCAUGAUGUUCCUGGUGAGUAUUACUCCAUGUUGGACGAGAUCAACGUUUCACGGUUCGCCCGCAAGCUGAAAGAUCUCUUGGAGACACGAGAAGGCAGGCUCCGUCAUGUUCUCUCUGCAGCUCCUCGGUUCGGACCAGCGUAUCAUACCUAAGGCAGGAUAGUUUAAGCUUCGUGAGUAGGAAAGCAGCGGAUACGCAACUCGAACAUUGCAACCCUCG